Arabis nemorensis is the source of this 2265-nucleotide messenger RNA. Lineage: Eukaryota; Viridiplantae; Streptophyta; Magnoliopsida; Brassicales; Brassicaceae. The record is from the annotation of a GenBank genome assembly.
AUGGAGGGUGGUUCUUCAGGUUUAAACAUCUCUAAUGUUUCAGAUCGUUCACAUUGCUUAGUUAAAGUAGAUGAUCCUAUUGUAAGAGGUUUGGAAUGUGAAGAUGUUAGUUUGCGUCAAUGGUUAGAUAAUCCAGAGAGAUCAGUUGAUGCUUUUGAAUGUUUUCAUGUUUUUCGACAAAUCGUUGAGAUUGUUAAUGUAGCUCGUUCUCAAGGCAUUGUUGUUCAUAAUGUUAGACCUUCUUGUUUCGUUAUGUCUUCUUUUAACCAUGUUUCGUUUAUCGAAUCCGCUUCUUGUUCGGAUUCCGGUUCUGAUGAGGAAAAUGCUCGAGAGAUGAUCGGUAGUAGUUCGAGUCGAUUAGUGGAAGUAAAGAAACAACCUUUUCCUAUGAAACAGAUUUUAGAAAUGGAGAUGAGUUGGUAUACAAGUCCUGAAGAAGAUAUUGGUUCUUCUUCUAGUACUUGUGCUUCUGAUGUUUAUCGCCUCGGUGUCCUUCUCUUUGAGCUGUUUUGUCCUGUCUCUUCAAGAGAAGAGAAGUCAAGAACUAUGUCUAGCUUAAGACAUCGUGUUCUUUCGCCUCAAAUAUUGCUCAAUUGGCCUAAAGAAGCUUCCUUUUGCUUGUGGCUAUUGCAUCCCGAGCCUAGCUUUCGACCAUCGAUGAGUGAAUUGGUACAAAGUGAGUUUAUCAAUGAACCUAGAGAGAGUUUGGAAGAUCGUGAAGCUGCGAUAGAGUUAAGAGAUAGAAUCGAGGAAGAGGAGUUAUUGCUUGAGUUCUUGUUAUUGAUUCAACAGAGAAAGCAAGAAGCUGCAGACAAAUUGAGGGAUACGGUUUCGCUUCUUUCUUCCGACAUUGAUCAAGUCGUAAAACGACAGCUGAGUUUGAAGCAAAAGAGGAACGAGGUCUCGAGAAAACGUAUUAGACAAGGCGUUGAGACAGUAGCAACAGAGGAAUAUGAGGAUGAUACCAUUGAUGCAGAGGAAUCUAAGCUUGAUGAUGAAUACUUAGAGACUGAUCAAGAAAGUAUUCUUCUCGGAAGCUCUCGGUUAAUGAGGAAUUUCAAGAAACUGGAAUCAGUCUACUUUGCAACGAGAUACAGACAAAUCAAGGCUCUAGCUACAGCCGAAAAACCGUUGGCUCGAUAUUAUUCGGCGUUGAGUAGUGAUGGUAGAAGUUCAGAGAAAAGUUCAUUAAGCAACUUGACACAACCACUUAAUGAUUCUAGACAAGGCGCGUGGAUCGAUCCAUUCCUCGAGGGUCUAUGCAAGUAUUUAUCUUUUAGUAAGCUAAGAGUGAAAGCUGAUUUGAAGCAAGGAGAUUUGUUGAACUCGUCUAACCUCGUUUGCGCGAUUGGAUUUGACCGCGAUGGGGAGCUUUUCGCCACGGCUGGUGUCAACAAAAAGAUCAAGAUAUUUGAAUGUGAGUCAAUAAUAAACGAUGGCCGGGACAUUCAUUACCCGGUGGUGGAACUAGUUAGCCGGUCUAAGCUAAGUGGUAUAUGUUGGAACAGCUACAUUAAGAGCCAAAUCGCUUCAAGUAACUUUGAAGGCGUGGUUCAGGUGUGGGAUAUUGCAAGAAGCCAGUUGGUUACAGAGAUGAAGGAGCACGAGAAGCGUGUUUGGUCCAUCGAUAUUUCAUCAGCGGAUCCAACAUUGUUAGCAAGUGGUAGUGAUGAUGGUUCUGUUAAGCUAUGGAGUAUCAAUCAGGGGGUUAGUAUUGGAACCAUCAAGACAAAGGCUAAUGUAUGUUGUGUUCAGUUUCCGUCAGACUCGGGUCGGUCUUUAGCAUUUGGUUCAGCAGAUCACAAAGUUUACUAUUAUGAUUUAAGGAAACCAAAGCUUCCUCUUUGCACAAUGAUUGGUCACAACAAGACCGUGAGUAAUGUCAGGUUUGUAGAUUCAUCAACACUUGUGUCUUCUUCAACGGAUAACUCAUUGAAGCUAUGGGACUUAUCGAUGUCUAAUUCCGGUGUUAAUGAAACGCCUCUUCACUCAUUCAUGGGACAUACUAAUGCAAAGAACUUUGUCGGAUUAUCGGUCUCUGAUGGGUAUAUAGCAACAGGCUCAGAGACCAAUGAGGUUUUUGUGUACCACAAGGCGUUUCCAAUGCCGGUUUUGUCAUACAUGUUCAAAACUAUAGACCCUGUAUCGGGUAUCGAAGUAGAGGAUGCAUCGCAGUUCAUAUCCUCGGUCUGUUGGCGCGGACAAUCCUCGACCUUAGUCGCUGCAAACUCCACUGGAAACAUCAAGAUUCUAGAGAUGGUAUGA